AUGACAUGCUGCUCCUUGGUCACCAUUGAAGCGAGCAGAUCGACAGAAUCCAUCAACAACUACCAACGUCCAACGUCCAACGCCAUCGGGAAAAUGGAUCAGACGGAUUCGACUGUCUGCGGGGAGCCCGAAGAACGGCGCCACCAACCCAAACGACAACGGAUCGUCGAGGGAUCCUGCUGGCCCUGCAAGCAACGUCGCGUGAAAUGUGACCUACAGAAAUCAUCCUGCCGGAGGUGCGUGCUGUCCGGCACCCAGUGCAGCUAUGACAAGCUGGUCCUCCGGUGGCGAGGCAGACCGACCAGGACUGCACCCUUCCUCCAGCAAGUCUUCUCCGACGUCGCCGACGGGUCUGGGACACCUCUGGCCACGAACGAGCGUCGGGCCCUCGACUACUUCAAGGCCCGGCUGUGGCCUCUUCUGUCAACUGCAGACCGACCAUGCUCCCCGCCCAUCUCCCUGGCUCUACGAUCCCGCCCGGUGCUCCAAGCGGCUUGCAUCUUCGCCGAGUCGCACCGAGCCCUCCAGGAACGAGGCCAGUCGAGAGAGGCGCUGAUGAGCCGGCGCCUGAACUGCAUGGCAUCCAUACGCGGACAGCUGGGUAGUGACAGUGCUGAACGCCAGAUGCUGGACUGUCUCCUGGUCGCUGUGCUACUUUUGUACCUUCUAGACGGCUUCGUCGACUGCAACCAGCAGCAUGCAUCUACGCAGGCGCAUUAUGCUGGAGUGUUGGCCAUCCUCGACGCUCUGGGUGGUUUCGAGUCAGCGUGGAAGUCAUCUGAAAGGGAGACCUGCAUGCUGCUCUCGGAAUUCGCAUCUACGGACUUGACUGACGCGCUGCUGCAGGGUCGGAAGCCCUGCUUUCCGCCCACUAUUUGGCAGCAGAUCCAGUCUGGACCUGUAUGGUGGCAAACCACGAGCCAGGGCACAAGAUCUCUCGCCUCUGUCUUGGGCACUAUGGCGGAGAUGGCAUUUUAUUCACAGGAUAUUCGGGAUGGGCAGGAACUUUGCAGAGACAAAGUCGUCGAGUUUGAACGCGCACUACAGCCCACAUACUCGAUACUCGAAAGCGAUACUUUCAUGGAGAAGGAACUCGUCCGAGCAUCGGAUCCCGCCAGGAUGCCCGAGGUAUUUGCCAACGCGUUCGUCAGAGCAUUUCAACAUGCUGGUUUGAUCUAUCUCUAUAGAGUGAUCUGCAACCUGCCAACUCGCCAUCUCCUCCUCCAACAACACGUCCACGCCUGUCUCGAUUGCAUACAGGGCAUUGAUCUCAACUGCAAAGCACAGAACUGUGCAUUGUUCCCCUUGUACGUUGCAGGGGCCCAUUCCCUGUCCAAGGUGCAUCGGGAUUGCGUCUUGCUCCGACUCGACGGCAUCUACGCCGCUCUCAGAUUUGAGGCUGUUCUGUCUAUCCGCGCAGCUUUGGAGAGCUUGUGGAAGUCCGAGAGGCAGUUAGAGACCUGGUCAAGUGCUUUCCAAGACCUUGCUGUGGGCACUUUGGUCCUGUGA
Molecule: messenger RNA, 1509 nt
Organism: Anthostomella pinea
Lineage: Eukaryota; Fungi; Ascomycota; Sordariomycetes; Xylariales; Xylariaceae
Source: the annotation of a GenBank genome assembly